AUGCUGCCCUAUGAGUAUGACAGGCUGCUCCUGCAGGGCUCAGACACCCACCCCGACAGCUGCAUCCACCGGAUAAAUCUCACGCCAAUACUCCUGUCCAGGCCUCUCUUCCCCGGGGAGAGGUUCACAGCUGGGGAUACACACUUUGACGAUGACGAGGCCUGGACCUUCAGAUCUCCAGACACUCAUGGGAUGGAUCUGUUUGCGGUUGCAGUCCAUGAGUUUGGUCACGCCAUCGGCCUGGUCCACACCUCAGCCAUAGAGUCCAUCAUGAGACCGUAUUACCAGGGUCCUGUAGGAGACCCUCUGAAAUACGACCUUCCGUAUGAAGACAAGGUCCGCGUCUGGCAGCUCUACGGUGUCAGAGACUCGGUGUCCCACACAAACCGACCAGGCAACCCCUCCCAGACGGCUGAACCCCCGGUACUGCUGGACCUUCCUGAAAACAGAUCUACUCUACUGCUGGCUCGUGAUGCCCCAGACAGAUGCACCAGCCACUUUGAUGCAGUGGCCCAGAUACGAGGAGAGGCCUUCUUUUUCAAAGGAAAGUACUUCUGGCGACUAACAAGAGAGAAGCACCUGGUGUCCCUGCGCCCCGCUCAGAUCCAUCGUUUCUGGAGGGGCCUCCCCUCCAAUCUGGACGGUGUGGAUGCUGUGUAUGAGAGGCCUGGGGAUCAUAAAAUUGUAUUUUUUAAAGGUCUAAAGUACUGGGUAUUUAAGGAUAAUAACGUAGAGGAGGGCUACCCUCGUCCAAUCAGUGACUUUGGCCUACCCUUGGAAGUAAUAGAUGCAGCCUUUGUUUGGCUACACAACGAGAAAACCUACUUCUUCAAGGACAACCUGUACUGGCGCUACGAUGACCACCUGAGACGAAUGGACCUGGGAUACCCUAAAGACAGCUCGCUCUGGAAGGGGCUGCCGCCACAACUGGACGACGCCAUAAGGUGGUCUGAUGGCUCGUCCUAUUUCUUCAAGGGGAAGGAGUACUGGCGAGUGCCGAGCAGCGACAUGGAGGCGGAGGCAGGAUACCCCCGCUCCAUCGCCAAAGACUGGCUGCUGUGCACCGAGAUGCAGGCAGACUCUCCGGACACGGAGACGAGACUCAACGUGCAGCAUCAGCCGGACCACGCAGAGAACGGGUUCGAGGUGUGCUCCUGCACCUCGGACUCCGCCUCCCCUUUAGGCACCCGCCCCUCCCCCUCCCCCCUGUGGCUGCUGCCCCCCCUCUGGACGCUCUCGCUGGCCCUCCGCUCUGAACUGCUAUGAUGCCAAAACAUGGGACGAGGUUCCUGAGCUGAUAGUUGGAGGAUGAAUGGACACUCAGUGCAAGCAAAAACUGGAAUAUUUCCUUUCCCAGUUUCAUUCGGUAUCCUUUAGCUUAUUUUGCUGUUAUUUAUUUUACAUGAUGCAAGUAUUCAACCUCAUGGACAUCAACCCAUUCAUUGACUGAAAUGCCUCAUCUCUUCAAGGGAAAGGUUAUAGAAUCGUAUUCCAAGAGUAAUCAUUUGUGUUCAUGUCCAGCAGGUUAACCUCUGCAAGGCCUCACGUACAGACGGGUUCAUCCUGAGCUGUAGGCAGGCUUUAUUACGUAAAGUACGUACAAUUCGCAACAUUUGAUUACAAUUAGUUCCAAUUAACAAGUAGAUGGUUCAAGAUUCUGCCUCUACCCGAAUAAGGUGGAGGUGAUAGGAAUUUGUAUGGGUUGUUUAAAACACUGAAAAAUGACUUUUGAAAAAAAUAAACACAUAGUAAGUCCUUACAAGGAUGGUCGCAGGGAUAUUUGCAAUUAUAAAAGUAAUUUUUGUUUACUUUGCCGUGUGCACCACUAACACUUUUCAACCGCCUAACAUUCAGUGUGAACACCAAUACUGCGAGAGCGGUAAGGAUGGAUGGACAGAGGAACUUCUGCUCAUGUACGUAUUCAUCAUUUCCAACUCAGAUUCUGAAGCAUUCCUCGCUCUUAGUUUGGUUGUAUCUUUUAUAUUAAAUUUAGAUGAAUAAUAUUCCUGUUUAUUUGACAUUGCGUCGAUCAGGUCGUAGAGUUUAUAGAGGUUUUGUUGGACUGAUGGACAUUUACUUUAUCACCCCUAGCUCCUUCUGAAGAAUAAAAACGUGUUUUAUUCUUGCUGUAAAGAUAUAUAUUACCUAGAGACGGAUAUAUUUGAGUUGAAAGGUUCUGCAGUUGAUGCAUAACCAAGUGGACUGUGUAUAUUUUAAGCUGUGUUUUCUAAUGUAAAAUAUUUUUGUAUAAAAUAAAAUCUGAAUGACUUUAAAUUGUGA
This is a messenger RNA of Notothenia coriiceps (black rockcod), 2280 nucleotides long. RefSeq names its product matrix metallopeptidase 17a (gene mmp17a). Gene Ontology annotation, cellular component: extracellular matrix. Lineage: Eukaryota; Metazoa; Chordata; Actinopteri; Perciformes; Nototheniidae. The record is from RefSeq and is a predicted model, not a curated record. Bases 1 to 1266 code for a protein of 421 amino acids. Gene Ontology annotation, biological process: collagen catabolic process; proteolysis; extracellular matrix organization. Gene Ontology annotation, molecular function: zinc ion binding; metalloendopeptidase activity. The transcript has 8 exons.